This is a messenger RNA of Athene cunicularia (burrowing owl), 2700 nucleotides long. It is a transcript of the gene VRK1, whose product is annotated as VRK serine/threonine kinase 1. Lineage: Eukaryota; Metazoa; Chordata; Aves; Strigiformes; Strigidae. The transcript is spliced from 13 exons. Gene Ontology annotation, biological process: signal transduction; peptidyl-serine phosphorylation. Gene Ontology annotation, molecular function: ATP binding; protein serine/threonine kinase activity. The coding region runs from base 232 to 1449 and encodes 405 amino acids. The record is from RefSeq and is a predicted model, not a curated record. Gene Ontology annotation, cellular component: nucleus; cytoplasm.
CGAGGCGAGUUUUGGGGCGCUGUUUCGCCUCCCCUUCGGCCUGCUGUGAGUCCGCGUUGCGGCCGGGUUUUCCCGCUUCCCGCGCUAAGUGGGCUGGUGAUAACACCGCGGCCCGCUCGGGCCCUGUUCCUCCGUCUUCUCUGCUGCGGGAGUAGGAGAGGCACCUUCCCUGCCCCCCGUCCCAGCCCGUGGCGCCGGCGGCAUCUCCCUGGACUGGCAGGGAGGGAGAGAAUGGGGGCAGGGAAAAUGCCAUAUAAUAAGAAGACUGCUGAAAAAAGAGCCCCUGCAAAAAGGAAACUUGCUGAAGUGUUUUCUCCAGGGGAGGUUCUAGCAGAUACAUCAAGAAAAGAGUGGAAAUUAGGUGUCCCUAUAGGGCAGGGAGGGUUUGGACGCCUUUACCUUGCUGAUGUUAAUUCUUCAAAGUCAGUUGGCAGUGAUGCACCUUAUGUUGCAAAAGUGGAACCCAGCCAGAAUGGACCUCUUUUUACUGAGUUAAAGUUCUACAUGCGAGCUGCUAAGCCAGAUGAAAUUCAGAAGUGGACUAAAUCCCAUAAACUGAAAUAUUUAGGUGUACCAAGAUACUGGGGUUCUGGCUUGCAUGAAAAAAAUGGAAACAGUUAUCGAUUCAUGGUAAUGGACCGAUUUGGCAGUGAUCUUCAGAAGAUGUAUGAAGAGAAUGCAAAGCGAUUUUCCCAUAAAACUGUACUACAAUUAGGCCUGAGAAUACUUGAUAUUCUGGAGUACAUCCAUGAGCAUGAAUAUGUGCAUGGAGACAUCAAGGCCUCAAACCUUCUUCUGAGUUACAAGAACCCUAAUCAGGUGUACUUGGUGGAUUAUGGACUUGCCUACCGAUACUGUCCUGAAGGAGCUCACAAAGUCUAUAAAGAAGAUCCUAAAAGGUGUCAUGAUGGAACUAUUGAAUAUACCAGUAUUGAUGCACACAAGGGUGUGGCACCAUCAAGACGUGGUGAUCUGGAAAUUUUGGGUUACUGUAUGAUUCAUUGGCUUAGUGGCCAUCUACCAUGGGAGGAUAAUUUGAAAGAUCCAAAUUUUGUUAGAGACUCAAAAAUCAGAUGUAGAGAUAAUAUUUCAGUUUUGAUGGACAAAUGCUUUCCUGGGAAAAAUAAACCAGAUGAAAUAACCAAAUACAUGGAAAAGGUGAAGCUACUGAGCUAUGAAGAGAAACCUGUUUAUCAGCAUUUCCAAGAAAUACUUCUUCAAGGUCUUAAGGCCAUUGGGCAAAAAGAUGAUGGAGUACUUGACUUUGGCUUGUUCGAGAAUGGAGACUUACAAACAAAUCACAUGCGAAAGAAAAGAAGAAAGGCAGCAGCUGCAGCCAGUGAGAACACUGAAGCAGACAUGGAAGAUGCAGUAGCUACCAGAACACGGAAGAUGACCUCACCAAAACCCAAAAAAGGCACAGCAACCAGAAAGAGAGUCCAAAAAUAAAUAAUAGAUGGAGCAACAAAUUAAGUUGCUCUUUGGCUCAUCUCUGGGUUUUUUUCAGUUACUGUAACACUGGAAUCUUUUUCUUUAAUUUUUAAAUGAUGAAUCCUGUAAAAACAUGGACUUCUGUUUGUACCUGUUUUUGAAGAAUAAAUGUUUUAUUAAAAUAUUUGCAUAAUUUAUGUAUACUUAAAUACUAAUGCAAAAUUUUGCCAACUUUGAAGUGAGGAUGUAUUUUUAUUCAUAUACAUGAAGUCAUAUCUUAAAGGCAAAUGGAAAGAAGUGCUUUUUUCUGCUUUAUAAUGUAGAAAUAAAGCCUUAUUUAGUUUCAUUAUGGAUACUUUGUAAGGAAGAGCAGUGUUGCCUCUGAUAUCUUUUUUUCUAAUUGAGUAAAGCCUUAUUGGAGGUCACUUAGAUGGACACUGAGAUAAAGUCUGAAAUGGUAAAGACAUCUUUUAAAUAUUUGCCAAGUGUUUGAAUUAAAAAAGAGAACAUAAGACACAAAAAAAUCGCAUCCUUCCAUUCUAGUUUGUUAUAAAGUGUUUUUAAACAAUUGUUUGGAGGAUGGGUAGUGAACUUCAGUUAUUUCUUUGCAUACUAUUUGUGUUUGUACCAUUUUUCCAAUUACUUGGAGUUUCUCUGGAAAGAGGAGACCAAAAUUUCAGACAUACAGGGCCCAGGGCAAAAAAAGAACCAACCAAAAGCCAAUACUCCCACAACUACCCCCUCAAGUUUUCUUUUUAUGUUAAUGAAAAUGCUACAAAAGUUACAGUUAUGAAGAAUAACUUUGUAAAGUAUCUAAUUCCAGUGAAAGCUUGACUCCUAUGUGCUUCUCAACAAAAUAUCGGUUUACAUGUUUUUGGUAGCUGAGAAACAUGUAACCUUUCUUAAAAGUACUUCCUUGCUUGGCUUUGAGUCUUCAGAGUUUUAAGUCAAAAAAUAGUGUUUAAUUUUGGUAUGAAAUACUUCUACUUUUCAUUUAGAUAUUGCAGAAAAAUAUAUAAUUUGGGCAUGAACAUAAUUCUUAUCAGGGAGACUGCUUUGACAAACCAAAAGGAAUCCUUAAUGAGCCCAUGGAUGGUAUAUCUGUGUGGAUGUCCAGUGCUCUGCUUGCUUGAUUGUGUAUUGUCCGAGUAGCUACUCACUGAAAUGAAUGUUGUAGCAUAAAAUGUUGAAUGAAUGACUUGGUUAUGUUUUGAAAACAAGGGAAUCCGUUGUUUGGAAAUAAAACUGGAAUCAUGUAUUUAAAAGGUC